AAAGAACACCAGCUCCCAACAAACUAGUAAAAUAAAAGUCCUUUUCUUUCUGACCCCAUUUCUCUCACGCUUCAAUAUCAUGAAGUUUUCAUGAACCACUUUUAAGUUUUAACUACUUCUUCUCUUUCCUUCAAUCUGUGUGCUGAAAUACAGCUCAAAAAAAAUAAAAUAAUGUCAACUUUUGAUACUGCUAACAUUGACAUUGAAGCAGCAAAUGUCAGUGGCGGCGACAAUGCUAAUCUUGGCCGUAACCGCCGCCGUCAAAGGCGGCGCCGUCGACGACGCCGGAUGCCAUCUAUGGCAGGGAGCAGUGAGACCACUACAGAUGGUAGUUUCCGGUUUUCGGAUUCUGAUUCCGACCAGUCUUGGCAUUCUCCUUUAGGUUCUUACCGUUACGAAGAGCAAUGUGGGUUUUCUAUGAGGUCUGAGGGCAAUUUGGUAAAUUGCGAGGAGGGGAAAAGAGGGUGUUGUUCGUUGGCUGAUGAAGAGAUUGAUUUGGAGAGUGGUGAAUUGGAGUUGAAAGUGCAUAAAGAAGUAGAGAGUAGUUGUAGGAUUUGUCAUUUGAGUUUGUUGAAAUGUGGGGGGAUUGGUGAUGAUGACCAACUUCUAGAACCUUCUGGUGGAAUGGCUAUUGAAUUGGGUUGUUCUUGUAAAGGUGAUUUGGCUGCUGCUCAUAAACAGUGUGCUGAAACUUGGUUCAAAAUCAAGGGAAACACGAUUUGUGAAAUCUGUGGUGCAGCAGCGGUAAACGUUAUUGGAGGGCAGGUAAGUGAAGCCAACAAUGCUACAAUUACCAAUGUGGGAGUAUCAAAUGCACCUGUAGUCCUUUCUGAAACCCGAAGAUUCUGUCAUGGACGCCGCAUCAUGAAUUUCCUGCUCGCAUGCAUGAUUUUUGCCUUUGUCAUAUCAUGGCUUUUUCACUUCAAGAUAUUCCCCUGAAUUUCGUUUAAGAUCGUCUUGGCUGAACUUGUUUUGAGUGACAUCAUUAACAACUCAACCCUGAGCGAUUUAUGAUGUAGAGGUAUAUUUGUGCUGAGGAACUUUCAGCUUCUAUUUGAAUUGCAAAGUAACUGAUUUAUGUCAAAGGCAAGAUAACAUUUAGAUACAGGUCAUGCACUUCUCAAGAGAUGCUUAUAUGAGAAAAUGACUUGUAACUGGGAAUGCAAGAGACGAAGACGGCCAAUGACUUAUUUGCUUAUCAAACAUCACGUGGAAAGAAUUCUUCCCCCACCAGGAGCGAAUUAUCCUCCAUAUCCAUGUUAAUAUCUCCUAUGUGUUCAUGUUCCAUAUUAAGCAGCGGUGAUGGUGCAGUGUAUUCUGUUAUAUUUCAUUAAUGCACUUUCUGUACAAAUAUUUUCAUGUUGCUUAGUUGUGUGGCUAUUUCCCCUUGCUUCUGAUAUAUUUAGCCUGUGUCCCCUUGUAAGUUAUCUGCAGCUCAGAAAACUGCCUACCAUUUGUGGAGGGUUGUUUUAUAUUUUGCUUAGACUGUAAAAUGAGUAUUGUGUAUUUUAGACAA
Molecule: messenger RNA, 1516 nt
Organism: Capsicum annuum
Lineage: Eukaryota; Viridiplantae; Streptophyta; Magnoliopsida; Solanales; Solanaceae
Exons: 2
Coding region: 172-939 (255 amino acids)
Molecular function (GO): zinc ion binding
Source: RefSeq, a predicted model, not a curated record